Paramecium sonneborni is the source of this 8622-nucleotide messenger RNA. NCBI's taxonomy places the organism in Eukaryota, Ciliophora, Oligohymenophorea, Peniculida, Parameciidae. The record is from the annotation of a GenBank genome assembly.
AUGACUUUUUUAUACUUAUUAUUGAUAUUGUGUAUAAAGUUUGCGAGUAGUUUUGAGACCAUUAAAAUGAAUCCUACUAAUCAAUAUUUAAGGAAAAUUGUUGAAUUGAAUGAGAAUGUAUUAACAAGUAAUAGUUGUUUAACAUAUGGAAUCUGGUCAAAGUAUAACCCUCUUAGUACAAUCACUUAGAUAGGAAAGUUUGGAUUAUUUGAUAAUUAUUGCUUUCAUUUGCAUAAUGCUAUUGAUUUGGAAUCUAAAAGUUUAAAUCUGAUUUAUUAUGAUUGUUUAGACUCUGUAUCAAAGAAAAUAACAAAAACACUUUUAUUUAUCAAUAAUCUUGAGGAAUAGAAUAGGUUUGAAAUAAUAAUUAAUCCAUUUGAUUAUGAAAACACUUGGUUUUAUUUAUAAAUUGUAGCAUGGCCUUUAUAAGAUAUAUUUAAGUUGAUAAUAAUGAAAAGAACUGAAAUAUAGUUUGAAACAAUAAAAUAAAUGAAAUACCCCUUUAAAGAUACAAAUUUAAUAUUAUCUUUUGGAGGUAAUUUUAGAGUACAUAAAUCAAAGAUACAUAAUUUAUAUACAGAAUAAAUAUUCUCAUAUUUCCCAGGGCCUAUAAUUUUAUAAGACUUAUCAAUUUCAAGUUUACCAUUUGAUUUUUCAUUUAGUAAUUCUGCAAAUAAAGUAUAUAAUUAAAUUAAGACCUGUGUUUGUUAAUAAAAUGGGAAAUUGUUGAUUGGGGAUAUAGAUUUUAAGAAUUAGGAUAUGAAUACAUUUAUUUCUGAUAAUAUAAAUUGCGAUUCCUUUAUUUUAGUAGGAUGGAUUAAAGUUAAAGAAAUUAUCAAUUCAUCAUAACAACUCACUUAUCAACUAAUCAAAAUAUCAACAAAUUUAUUAGAUCCAAAAUUCUAAAAUCAAAAUUUAUCACCUUUUUAAUUAUUUUAUCAUAUAAAUACAGAAAAAAAUGAAAUAGAAAUCGCUACCUAUAAUUAUACAUUUCCAGAUGUCUCUAUUGAUUUUUCAAAUAAUCCUUUCUUAAUAUAGAAGAAAUUCUAAAUUCAAAAUAAGAUUAAUCUAUGGCAUUAUCUCAAAGUGGAAUUAUAAAAUAAAAAACUUAAUGUUAAAAUAAUAUUUUAUGAAGCUUAAAAUACUUUUAAUUAUGAUUCUAAUUUUGAACUUUAUUAGUUUCAGAAUUGUUAAUUUAAAGUCUAAUAUGGAAAUUGUUUAUAAACUAAAAUCAAUUAUUUAAAUAUCAUGAUGAGAAAUUUAGAAUUUUAUAAUUGUUACAAAAAGCUUACUAAUUUAAAUUGUCACUAUAGUUGUUUAUAAUGUGAUGGUCCAACUAAUCAGGAUUGUUUAUCUUGCUCUAUAGAAUCUUAAAGAAUAUAUAUUCCUGAAUAUAAAGUUUGCAUUUGUCCAUAUAAUACAAUUGAUAAUCAAAAUCAAUGCUAAACAUACAGACAAUCAAAUCUAAGAUUAAUAAAAGAUUAAAAUCUAUAUAAAAGUUUGAAUUGUCAUUAUGGGUAUUUUGAGAUUGAUGGAGAAUGUGUUAAAUGGUAUAAUUUUUAUUAUUAACAUUUAGCCCAUCAAUAAUAAGGAAAUAAUUUAUUAGUUGUUUUGAAUGUCUUAACAACCCCAAGUCAUGGUAUGAAUAUCCUAAUUGCUAAAAAGCUUUUAUCAUCAAACCAAAUAUCACUGUUGAUGAAGCAUUCAUAUCAAUUGGUUAAAUCCAGUAUUAUUAUGAUGGAAUUUUAAUUAACCCCAUUCAUUAUACUCAUUCACAAUAUAGUAGACAAAAUUUUUCAGAUAUCGAUGGCAUUUUUAAGGAAUUUAAAUUAGCCUCAAACUAUUUUAGAUAAUUUUGCUAACAAAUGGAUUCUGCAGAAGCUGAUUAAUUUAUUUGUUAUGAAUGUUUCCUAUAAAAUUGUUAAAUUUGCUCAUUGACUUUAACUACUUUAGAAUGUAUAAAAUGUUAUGGUAAUUAUAAAUUAAUAAAUGGCUAAUGUAAAUUAUAAUCUCAAAUUAAUUAGAAAAAUGAACUCAUUUGUUUAUCCCCAUUUUAUUAUUCAUUUGAGAAAUAAUGUAAAAUUUGUGAAAUAAAAAAUUGCAUAUAUUGUUUUGAAUACUCAUUAAAUGAUUUUAAUAUAUGCUCAUUAAUUAAAGUCUUUCAAUUUAGUUUAAGUUAGCUAUCUGAUAUCAAAAUAGGCUGUGCACUUUGUGAAGAAAACUAUAUAUUCGAUUUUACUUUAGGGUUAUGCUUAAAAUAAAUUCCUGAGAUAUAAAAUUGUUUAAGAUCUUAUAUAAAUUUAUAGAGUUAAGAAGAAUGUGUCUCAUCAAUGAAUGACGACUUUUCUAUUUCACCCGAAAUAUCUCAUUGCUAGAAAUAUAUUGAAUAUUGUAAUUUAUGCUCUAUAAAUAUCGAAAAAUAAAUUACCUGUGUUGCAUGCUCAGAUAAUUAUAUAAUUGAAAAUAAUAAAUGUUAUUAGAAUGAAGAAUUUAAUAUAGAGAAAAACUUAAUCUAAAAUUAGACAAAUAAAGUUUAAAGUUUUAUUCUUUAAUUUGUACCACAAUUGAAGUCAAGUAUUUACAAUGAGUUUUUAAAAUCAUCUAAUAUCUUUGAAUAGAAAUGUGAUCCAGAAUGUAUUUUAUGUAAUUAGAAUGGUUCUUAUUGCAAAGUAUGUCCAUUAAACUAUUAUAAAAAAUAUUUUAUGACAGAGGAAAGUGAUAAGUGUUCCUAUUGUCAUCCAUUAUGUGAGGCAUGUAUAACUCGUUCUGAUGAAGAUUUACAAGUAAGAAUAUUCAAUAUCAUAAAUAGCUUAAUUUUCCAAAUUUCAUACUGAAUGAGGAAAAUUAAAUUUACUCUAAAAAAUGUUUAAUACCAUAUUCUGAUCCUUCCAUUUUUUAUGAUCAUUAUUCUGAAAUUGUGAGUUACUGUUUUAAUUAUGAUUGUAAAUAUCAAUUUAUUUUUGAUAUUUCAUAUAUCUCAUGUGAUUUUACAAGACUCAAUAGAUUUUAUGAAUCAACAAUCAAUACUUAAUAUUGCAAUUAAAUUGGAAUAGAUUCUUUAACAGUUAAUUUAACUUUUUAAAUUUUAUAAGAAUCAUGCUUUCUAUUUCUGCCAUUAAAUUUCUCGACUCAAUUAAAACAAAAAGUAUUUACUUUAAAAAGAGUAGACCUCAGAUUAUAAUCACAAAAAUAUUUAUAAAUUUCUUUAUUUACCAAUAAUUCAUUCCUAAAUUUUGAUUAAGUCGAAAUUAACAAUUUAGGUUUUGUGAUUGAGGCUGACUAAUUCUUUAUAUUCCAAAAUGGUAAGAAGAAAAUAGAUUUAAUACUUUCAAAUUUUAUAAUUAGUCAAAGUUUAUUAAAGAAUAUGGACUCCUUGUUCAUAGCAGAAGUAUUUGGCAAUAUUAUUUUAAAUAAUAUUACUAUAAAAAAUACUACCUUUAUCAAUUCCUCAAUAUUUAAUUUUUAAUCACGUUAAAUAUAGGGAACGAUAUAAAUAACAAAUUUAUAAUUUAUAAAUUGCACAUUUAUAGAAUCAGCAUUAUUUAAAUUAUCAAAGAUUGAAUCCAUAAUAUCUUUAAAAAAUUUUAUUUUAGAUUAAUCUCUCUUAAGUAAUUCAUCAAUCUUUAAUUUUUUGAUAAGUUAUUCCUCAUAAUAAACGUUUCUAAAUGCAGUUAAUACAAUUAUCAGAAACAGUAAUUUCUCCCGAUCAUAUUUUAUAAACUGUUCUAAUUAAAUAGAAGUAAGUAUAAAUAAUUUUCAAUUUUAUUAAAACCUAUUAGAAACCUCUGUUACUCUAUCUGUUAGUCAUAAUAUUUUACUGACUUAGAUAAAUAUUUAUCAAAAUAUAUUUUCUUUCUCUUAAUUCCUUUCAAUAACUUAAAUAUUGUUGAAAAAUUAAGUUAUAUGUACUGUUAAUAAUUUUGAAGCAAAUUAAAAUCAUUUUUAGGCAUCCAAUAUCAUAUUGAUAUUUUCAGCAUUUUCAACAAAUUCGCUUUUAAUACACUUUGAAAAUUUUACAAUAAUAGAAAAUUACAAAUCUUUUAAAAAUAAUGACAUUAUAUAACUUUUUUGCAUGAAUAGUUAAUAAAUUCAUUUAUCAAAUUUUAUAAUCGUCGAUAAUCAUGAUUUAAUGAUAUUUUACUUGUCCGAAAAUUCUUAAUUAUCAAUUACUAAUAUAACAUAUUAAAACUCCAUUUAGAAUUUUAAAAUUCCUUUAUCCUUAAGUUUUUUAAUAACUAAUAAAACAAACAAAUUAUUAUAUAUUUUUGGGUUUACAAUUAUUUACAUAGCAAAUAUAAAAGUCUAAAAUAUUUUGAGUAUUGAUAUACCUAUAAUCUAAAUUAAUCCAAGUUAAUCUAAUUAAUCAUAGGUUCUUCAUCAAAUUGAGAUAAUUAAUGUUACAUUUACUGAAAAUAUCCUCAUUUAAUCUAACUUAAUUAAUCUGAUUUCUUUAUUAAUUGUAGAAUCAGAUAAAAUGGCAAAUAUAUUUCUUUAAAAUAUAAAAUAUGAAGAAAACUUUUUCCAUUCUUAUACUAGCACUGAAAUAAGUGAAACAGCAAGUCUUUUAUAUAUUUCCUCAUCAUUAAGUCGAUUAAGGGUUGAAAAUUUUCUUUGUAAAAAUAAUGCAUUCACAAAUUCUUCAAAUGCAUUUAUUUCAAUAAUAUCAGCUGAUAUAAUGCUUUACAAUUAUACUAUAAAUAACCACAAUUUUCUAUCUUAAUAAUUAUGGACUAAAUAUUAUGAAAUAUAAUUCAAUAAAAGUGUAAAUCAAUAAGAUCUAAAUGAAAUUAUUUUCUUAAGUUUACAGAUCAAAAAUAUUGGAGGAGCAGGAUAAUUUUCAGUUUAAAAUAUUUCUUGUUUAAGUUGCGCAUUUUCACAAAUUCUCACUAUGUAAAGUUCCAUUUUCGAUAUAACAACUACUGAAAGAGGUUUAAUAUAUUUAGAAAAUAUUACUUUAGAUUUAAUAGAAAAUAAUUUAUUAUCAAUUGAAAAAGGUUCAGGAUGCAUUAGUAUUUAAUCAUCCAAUAGUGAAUUGAAUCUAAAGGUAGUAAACGCUUAUUUUUCAAAUAUUUUUAAUAGAAUGGCACCUUCUAUAUUUGCUAUUAAUCCCUCCAAUUCUUAAAACUCAAUCAUACUAAAUAAUACUUAAAUUGUAAAUUGUAUUUCAUUGCUCAAUUAAAUAAUAAAUGUUUAAUUCUCAUCUUCUAAAGCUAAAUAGAAUAUAAUAAUCAUAGAAAAAAUGAGAAUUAUUUAAAAUUAUGAUGCAUGGCUGGUUUAUUUCUAAAAAGUUAGAGAUUUAUUAAUCUAAGAAAUUACAGAUACUAGCAAUAGUUAGAAUUCUAUGAUAUCUUUUCAAAAUUGCAUAAUCUUGAUAUAAGAUUUUUUUAUAGAAGGAAUUGUUAUUAAUUCUAUUUUUUAAUUUAAAAAUUUACCUAAAUUAUAACUUUAUAAUGUGAUAGUAGAUUAAAUCUAAAUGUUAUAUUCAUUCAAUUUAAUUUAAGUAACGUAAGUCUAGUAGAUUAAAUCUAUGAUUCACAUAGAACAUUUAGUAAUAAAAAAUACUUUGCUUUACAAAAAUGAUGUAAAAUCUUUUUCAGAUUAUUUAUAAAGAACAUAUGAUAUUCAAGGAAGCAAAAUUAUUUAAUAAUAAUCUGAAAAUAUUUCGAAAGAUUAUUUUUAUUUAAUUGUUAAUACUCUUUAAUAAAAUAAUAAUUUAGAAAGCUCUCUAAUGUAUUUUAAUAGUAUAUCUAAUCAAAAUAGGUUUUAUUUUAAAGAUAUCACAUUAGAACAUAAUUAUUGUUCAUAGUUCAUUAAGGGGCUCUUUUCUGUUGAAAUUUUUGAUUUUAGAUAGAUUUAAUUUUAGAAUUUCAAUUGUUUUUUUAAUUCAAUAAAACAAUUUGGAUGUCUAGUUUUUUCUUCAUAAAUUUAUCUUAAAUCAAAAAUAUUAAUUGUAAAUUCUAAUUUCCUUUUUAACAAUGGAAGUCAAGGUGUUGGUAUUACUGCUCAAAAAACAGUAAUAUAAAUGAAAUAGUGUGUAAUUAUUAGCAAUAUAGCAUUAUCUUUUGGAGGAGGUUUAUAUCUGUAAGUAAAAUCUUCUGACUUUAUAAUCAAAAAAUCGAUUAUAAUUGGAAAUUCUGCUACAAUAGGAGGGGGAAUUUAUUUAGAUGAGGAUUGCAAUUUAAAUAAUAAUAAUUUUAAUGAAUCCUUAUUGUAAUUUAAUACUGCUGGAGAAUACGGGAAUAAUAUUAAGGAAAUACCAAAUCAUUUAGCUUUUAUAAUUAAUUAUAUAGAGAACCCUUCUAAAUCUGUUCUGCUAAAUAAUGAAUGGAUAAAUAAGUUAGAUCUAAAAAAAUACAGAAUGAUAGAAUAAGGAAUCUAAAUCUUUGCUAAAGAUCUAUUGAUACCAAGCAAUUAGGUAUUGAAAACUUUUCAGAUUUUUGACAUACAUAAUUCAAAUUUUAAGCCUUUUAUUAAAGAUAUUAGCUUGUAUUUUAAAAAUAGUAAAAAUGAAAAAAUGCAUAAUUUAGUGAAUUCAUCUUGUGUAGUAAAAGAAUAAAAAAUAGCAAAAGAUUAAUAAGAAUUAUUAGAUGGAUAAGCUAACUAAAUUUUAUUCUUUGAUAAUGAAAAAAAUUCUAUUGAUUUUGGGUCAUUAUCAUUUAGUUUGAAUCCAUAUUAAGAAAAUUACAGUCAUCUACAGAUUGAAAUAAGUUGCUAAAUAAAAGAGUCAACAUAGAAUUUGAAAUAUAUUGUAAAUGCAAAGAGCCUAAAAUGUUAAUUGGGAGAAUUUUAUGUUGAUAAUGGAUGUCAAAUUUGUUAAUCAAAUUAAGGAUAUUAUUCUGUUUCAUAUAAUGCAACAAAGUGUUCUAUUUUUGAUAAAGAUAAAUACUCUAAUAUUACUUCAAACAUGAUUUAAUUGCUUCAAGGAUUUUGGAGACCAAAUAAUUUUUCUGAUUAUGUGGAAUCUUGUUUCAAGAAUCCUUUAUUUUGUAAUGGUGGAUGGUAAGUAUCACAUUCCACAUGCAGCUUAGGGCAUAUAGGAGCUUUAUGUGAAGAAUGUGAUAUUUAUAACAUUAGGGGACAUGGGAUUUAUUUCAAAAAUUCAUGGGAUUAAAAUUGUUUAAAAUGUUAAUUUUAAUGGAGCAAUACAUUACCAGUUUUUAUUGGCUGUCUUUGGUAUAUUAUUUUUAAUAAUAGUAAUAGGACCUUUAUAUCAAUUACAAUGUCAUUAAGAAGCAUUUCUAGAUCUAAUUAAUUAUAUAAAUCCCUUAUAAUUGCGUAAAGAUUUAGUAAAAUACUAUUUAAAUUAAAUUAAGGUAAAAUAUUAUCAAUAAAUUUAAGAUCAAGAAAGCAUUUAAUUAAAAAUGAUGAUAAAUUACAUAUGGAUAUUUAGUGUCAUUUUUACAUUUAACAUCAAAUUUUCGUUUUCUUUACUUUUUAUUGAAUAAACUAGUGAUACUUCUUACUUUAUAGCAAAAGAUUUUGAUUGUUAAAUAUCUUCUAUUGAAUAAAUUCAUAUCGUUUACUUGAAAAUAUUUACAAUGUUAAUCUUUAUGAUUAUCUUGUUUAUCUUAACAAUAUCUGGAUCAGUAUUUUAUUCACUAAUUAUGAAACAGAAAUAUGAUAUAAGUCUACUUUCAAAUACAGCUCUCUACUUAUAUGUUUUUAAUUAUGCAGGAUUAAUAAAGAUGUAUUAUAUAAUUAUUUAAUAGGUUUUCAUCUUUGAUUUCUAAAAGAGAAAUAUCCAAUAACUAUUACAUUUAGGGUGAUGUAUCUUAGAAAUAUGGAACUUAAGAUCAUUAUUUUUGGUUAUAUUCUUUUAUUAUUCCUGGAUUGUUUGUUAUAGGUGGAUUGAUUCCUAUCUUAAUAUUUAUUCUUUUGAUAUUUAAUAAAACUCGUUUAGAAAAAAUUAAGCUAAGAAGACACAUUUGUUAUUUGUUAAAUGAAUACAAAUAGCAAAGAUAUUAUUGGGAACUGAUUAAACUAUUUAAGAAAACAAUUAUUAUAUUUAUAAUGGCAAAUUUUGAAACAGAUAUAGUAUUAAAAGCAUCAUUACUAGGAUUGUGUUUAUUAACAUAUCAAAUAUUGGCUACAUUUAAUUAACCAUACAUUCUUUAAAAAUAUAAUAUUUUAGACUUAUAAACCAGUCAAAUUUGUUCAAUUACUAUAUUUUUAGCUAUAACUAAAUACAUUUGUGAAUAAAAUAAUUACUUGCCAUACUCUAUGAUGCUUUAAACUUUUAUCAUAGGACUUUUUAUAAAACUAUGUUAUCCAUUUAUAUUUGGAAUUGCUAGAAGUUACCAUAAAAAAUAUAAAUUCUUUUUCUUGAAUAAAUUACAUUUUCUUCUAAAUUAGAAAAUACCAAAUUUCUUUCUUACUAAAAUUUUAAUGAAAAUGUUAGAUAAAUAAAAAUUAAAGGAAUAAAAAUUGAAGAAUAAUAUAACUAAAUUGAAGAACCAUUUAAUUUAUUUCUCAAAAAUAUAAUUAAGAAACUCAAAAUAAAUAAUGACAGGUUUCUAUUAGAGUUCAUAAAGUUCAAGAAUUUAAAGUGUAAAAUCAAGUAGAAUAGGUAUUGAAAAAUUAUAUUUUGAUCAUAUUGAAGAAGAUGAAUUUACUAAAAGAUGA